AUAUCCAGGUAUCCUCUUCCCGUCGAGCAAUUUGCCGUGUUAAACCCUAUAAACCCCUCGCGGAGCCGUCCGUCAUUUGACUCAUUUCCGUUGCUUCCGAGGGGCCAUGUCUUCUUCCAUUCUCAUCUCUUCUUCUCCCCAUCGAUCCCUUCUUUUCUCUCCACUCCUCAACCCUAAUCCUCUCUCCACUAUUUCUUCUCACAAUCACCUUGUACGCCUCUCUCACAUCAAUUUCACCCCUCUCAGAACCUGGACACACACCCGCUUAAACUCGCUCUCUACUCGGCGCCGUUUUCGAAUCUCCAUCGUCCGUAGCUCGGCCGCCGGUUCGGACCAACCCAGUACUUCGGUAGGUACCGACGUGUUCGGAGGCGCGAAGGAGCUCUCCGGGUUCCAGUUGCUUGUAAACGGCUUGUCACCGCCCCUCAGGUUAGCGACCUCGGUCCUUGUAUUUGCUGGCGCUGUCGCCGCUGGAUAUGGAUUGGGGUUUCGUCUCGGCGAGACUCGGAAUGCGGCGGUGGCCGGUGCCGUCGUGCUCGGUGCCGCCGGCGGUGGUGUUGCUUAUGCAUUGAAUUCUUGCGCCCCAGAGGUUGCUGCUGUGAAUUUGCAUAAUUACGUGGCGAGUUGCGAUGACCCAAAUUUGUUGAAGAAGGAAGAUGUCGAAGGAAUUGCCAAAAAGUAUGGUGUGAAUAAACAAGAUGAGGCAUUCAAUGCAGAGCUUUGUGAUUUAUAUAGCCGAUUUGUAUCUUCUGUCCUUCCUCCUGGAAAUGAAGAUCUUAAAGGCAAUGAAGUUGAAACUAUUAUAAAAUUCAAGAAUGCUAUUGGCAUUGAUGAUCCUGAUGCGGCUUCUAUGCACAUGGAGAUUGGCCGGAGAAUUUUCAGGCAGAGGCUUGAAACUGGAAACCGAGAUGCUGACGCCGAGCAACGUCGGGCAUUUCAGAAGCUGAUUUAUGUUUCAAAUCUUGUUUUUGGGAAGGCAUCAACUUUUCUUUUACCUUGGAAACGCCUUUUCAAGGUUACUGAUGCCCAGAUUGAGGUUGCUAUCCGUGACAAUGCUCGGCGGUUGUACACCCAUAGGUUAAAGUCAAUUGGCAGAGAUGUUGAUGUUGAACAGCUUGUUGGCUUGAGAGAGGCACAACUUUUGUAUCGACUUUCGGAUGAGCUUGCUGAAGACAUGUUUAGGGAGCAUACAAGAAAAUUGGUUGAGAAUAAUAUCGCAACAGCUCUCAGCAUACUGAAGUCUAGGACAAGAACAGUCAGGGGAGCCACGCAAGCUGUGGAAGAGCUUGAUAAGAUACUGGUGUUCAAUAAUAUGCUUAUCUCCUUGAGGAACCAUCCAGAUGCUAAUAGGUUUGCCCGUGGUCUCGGUCCAGUUUCUUUGCUUGGUGGUGAAUAUGAUGGUGACAGAAAGAUGGAUGACUUGAAGCUUCUUUAUAGAGCAUACAUUACAGAUGCUUUAUCAAGUAGUCGUAUGGAAGAAAGUAAACUUGCUGCGUUGAACCAAUUGAGGAAUAUAUUUGGUUUAGGUAAAAGAGAGGCAGAAGCCAUUAUGAUGGAUGUAACAUCUAAGGUAUAUCGUAGGCGGCUCGCACAGUCGUUUUCUGGAGGUGAUCUGGAAGCUGCUGAUAGCAAAGCAGCUUUCCUUCAAAAUCUCUGUGAUGAGUUGCACUUUGAUCCACAGAAAGCCAGUGAGAUCCAUGAAGAAAUUUACCGGCAAAAACUUCAGCAAUCUGUAACUGAUGGAGAGUUGAGUGAGGAAGAUGUUGCUGCUUUGCUGCGGUUACGGAUCAUGCUUUGUAUUCCUCAGCAAACCGUUGAAGCAGCACAUGCAGAUAUCUGUGGCAGCUUGUUUGAAAAGGUUGUGAAGGAUGCAAUUGCUUCUGGCGUUGAUGGAUAUGAUGCUGAUGUAAAGAAAUCUGUAAGAAAGGCUGCACAUGGUCUACGGUUGACAAGGGAGGCUGCCAUGUCUAUUGCUAGUAAGGCGGUUAGGAAUAUUUUCAUGAACUAUAUAAAAAGAUCACGUGCAGUUGGAGGCCGUACUGAGGCUGCCAAAGAACUGAAGAAGAUGAUAGCAUUCAACACGUUGGUAGUGACUGAAUUAGUAGCAGAUAUAAAAGGGGAAUCGUCUGAUACAUCAUCAAAAGUGCUUACAGAGGAGGAAAAACAAAUUGAGGACAAUGAUGAAUGGGAAUCCCUUCAAACACUUCGAAAAAUAAAACCAGGCAAGGAACUUGCUGCAAAGUUGGGAAAGCCAGGCCAGACAGAGAUAACUCUCAAAGAUGAUCUGUCAGAGAGAGAUAGGACAGACCUUUACAAGACAUACCUGUUGUUUUGUCUAACUGGAGAAGUAACCAAAAUGCCACUGGGUACAAGAAUUCCCACAAAGAAGGAUGAUUCUGAGUUUGUUUUGCUAACUCAGCUUGGAGGAAUCCUAGGUCUGACCAGUAAGGAGAUUGUGGAAGUCCACAGGGGCUUGGCAGAGCAAGCUUUCAGGCAACAAGCCGAGGUGAUUUUGGCUGAUGGACAGUUGACAAAAGCCAGGAUUGAGCAGCUCAAUGAGGUACAGAAGCAAGUUGGCUUGCCUCAGGAGUAUGCAAAAAAGGUAAUAAAGAGCAUAACAACCACAAAAAUGGCAGCCGCAAUUGAAACUGCUGUUAGUCAAGGCAAGCUUAAUGUGAAUCAGAUAAGAGAACUUAAAGAAGCAGGCGUCGAUUUGGACAGCAUGAUAUCUGAGAGGUUACGAGAAAACCUCUUCAAGAAGACUGUGAAUGACAUUUUCUCUUCAGGAACUGGAGAGUUUGAUGAAGAAGAAGUUUACCAGAAAAUCCCGACUGAUCUCCACAUUGAUGCUGAGAAGGCUAAAGGGGUUGUUCAUGAGCUUGCACGAAUUAGGUUGUCAAACUCACUGGUUCAGGCAGUGGCAGAGCUUAGGCGGAAGAACCGUUCAGGAGUGGUUUCUUCUCUCAAUGACUUGCUAUCAUGUGACAAGGCUGUGCCUUCGGAGUCAUUAUCAUGGGAGGUGCCAGAGGAGCUCUCUGAUCUUUUCGCCAUUUACCUAAGGAGUGAUCCUGCACCGGAAAAACUGUCUCGCUUGCAGUAUCUUCUGGGCAUAAGUGAUACAAUGGUAGCUACUCUUCAAGAGAUGGGAGAUAGUGCAUUGCCAGUUGGAGCCGAGGAGGAGAAGUUUGUAUUUUGAUGAUCCAGUGUUAGGCACAUUGAUUCUGUGGUCUAAUAUCGAGGUAACCUGAUGAUCAAAUUUUAGAUUCAGUCACUUAUCAUGGCAUGAUAAAAAUUAUAAAAUGUCGAUUUUGCAACAAUACACUGCUUUCAAUGAACAGAAAAUCCAAAGCCCAAAGGUUCGCGGUUCUGUCAAGUAGUCUAAACUUUGUACUAUUGAGAUUGCCUUGUCAUGGCUUUUGUACUAUUGUGAUUGCCAUUGUCGUAAAUAUUAUCCGAGGAAAAUAGCAUUACUCUUUAGUUGGCAAUAAGAGGAAGAGUUGAAACUGUAA
Malania oleifera is the source of this 3509-nucleotide messenger RNA. Its product is annotated as protein TIC110, chloroplastic. Bases 107 to 3196 code for a protein of 1029 amino acids. The record is from RefSeq and is a predicted model, not a curated record. NCBI's taxonomy places the organism in Eukaryota, Viridiplantae, Streptophyta, Magnoliopsida, Santalales, Ximeniaceae. Gene Ontology annotation, biological process: protein import into chloroplast stroma. Gene Ontology annotation, cellular component: TOC-TIC supercomplex I. The transcript has 15 exons.